UGCUGCAGCCCAGUCCCGGCCCCGCCGCCGCCCCGCAGCCCCGCAGCCCCGGCCGCGCCCAGCCGGGUGAGGACAGCACCAGGAGGCGGCCCCGAGCGCGGCCACAAAGACCCCCGGCGGCGUCUCUCCGCGGACCGGUUCCACUUUAACUCCAUCAUGUCCUUCGGCAGAGAUAUGGAGCUGGAGCACUUUGAUGAGCGGGACAAGGCGCAGAGAUACAGCAGAGGGUCGCGGGUGAAUGGGCUGCCGAGCCCAACGCACAGCGCCCACUGCAGCUUCUACCGAACCCGCACACUGCAGACCCUCAGCUCUGAGAAGAAGGCCAAGAAAGUUCGUUUCUAUCGAAACGGAGAUCGAUACUUCAAAGGGAUAGUGUAUGCCAUCUCUCCAGACCGCUUCCGAUCCUUUGAGGCCCUGCUGGCUGACUUGACCCGAACUCUGUCGGAUAACGUGAAUUUGCCCCAGGGAGUGAGAACGAUCUACACCAUUGAUGGGCUCAAGAAGAUUUCCAGCCUGGACCAACUGGUGGAAGGAGAGAGCUAUGUGUGUGGCUCAAUAGAGCCCUUCAAGAAACUGGAGUACACCAAGAACGUGAACCCCAACUGGUCGGUGAAUGUCAAGACCACCUCGGCUUCCCGGGCAGUGUCCUCACUGGCCACUGCCAAAGGGAGCCCUUCGGAGGUGCGGGAGAAUAAGGAUUUCAUUCGGCCCAAGCUGGUCACCAUCAUCAGAAGUGGGGUGAAGCCACGGAAGGCCGUCAGGAUUCUGCUGAACAAGAAAACCGCACAUUCCUUUGAGCAGGUUCUCACUGACAUAACUGAUGCCAUCAAGCUGGACUCGGGAGUGGUGAAACGCCUGUACACCCUGGAUGGGAAACAGGUAAGAACGCUGUUGUGGUAUGACCUUGACUUCACAGGGAAGAACCAGGGAAUUGGGGGAUCCAUGUGCCUUGGUGGGGGGAGGGGAUCUGAAACAUGCAUUUUACUGAAGUGGAGGGAGUUGGGUCCUUUAGUCAGCAAAUAUAUAGCUGUUGGCCUCAAACCAGACUGAGGAUAGAGGUAGACAGGAUUAACCAUAAGCAUAAAGUAAAAUAUCUUUCUCUGAAGCUUAAAUGGUUACUCAACAGAUUUCUGGUUUUUUUUUCCAGAUAUUAAUUGCUUAACAUAAUGGUGCUGUUCAGCUGUCUAUUUUCAAUUUUUUUCGUGUAGUAAUGUCUUAUAGCCUUAAGCAUGACUGAGAUGUAAACUCUGACCAUUAGCAAAAAAUCUUAUUUCCUUUCUUUGGCUGAAAUAAUACUAAGAAUACUUUAUGUCUCAUUAAUGUUUGCUAGUGAGAUUUAUUUAAAUUUUAUAGAUUUUUAAGUACAUAUGAAAGGAAUGACAUACUUCCAUCUGAAUGGCUUUAAGAGGCAUAUUUCUAGAAUAUUAUACGUCUUGUAUU
This is a messenger RNA of Panthera uncia (snow leopard), 1440 nucleotides long. RefSeq names its product serine/threonine-protein kinase DCLK1. NCBI's taxonomy places the organism in Eukaryota, Metazoa, Chordata, Mammalia, Carnivora, Felidae. The record is from RefSeq and is a predicted model, not a curated record. Gene Ontology annotation, biological process: intracellular signal transduction; photoreceptor cell development; axoneme assembly. The transcript has 3 exons. The coding region runs from base 157 to 1050 and encodes 297 amino acids. Gene Ontology annotation, cellular component: axoneme.